Botrytis cinerea B05.10 is the source of this 903-nucleotide messenger RNA. RefSeq lists its product as hypothetical. The record is from RefSeq and is a predicted model, not a curated record. Lineage: Eukaryota; Fungi; Ascomycota; Leotiomycetes; Helotiales; Sclerotiniaceae. The coding region runs from base 63 to 674 and encodes 203 amino acids. The transcript has 3 exons.
GAUGUAAUUGAACGAUGAAACUUAAUUUGUCACUAUUGUACGGAUCGAAACGUUAGUAUAGUAUGGCCCGUUGUUUACAGCUGCUUUAUUAUACCCAACCUUUCAAUUUACUACACGCACCAUGCCUUCCAUUCGAUGCCUCCAUUCUGCUAGCCGCACAAUGGCCUCUAUCCGAACCAUUCAAUGCCGACAUCCGGCUUCUAUCCGAGCCUUUUCUUCUACACAACUCCGAGCUGCGACUCAGGGGUACGGGGAUGGAAAGGGCCACCCAAUGGCCGAGAAUCCUCAAGAUCAAGGUGCCUCAAACAGCAAGAAGCAUAACGCAGAGCACCCUGGUCCUGAGCCAGUAUCUGAGGGACAAGGAACCGGUGCCGGCCCAACGAAAGGCGGUUCUGGUGGUCCAAAAUCUCCUGAAGAUGCAUCGGCACAAUCUGGAGGAUCAAGGUCGAAGGAAGCAAAGGAGACUGGAUCCAGCCCUACCGGUGGUUCCAUCAAGGAGAACGGAGGUAAGAAUAAGAAUCCAGAAGAGAAGAGUGUCAAAGGAGCUUCGCCCAAGAUCCAUUCUGAAGACGAGCCCGGAGCGAAGAGUUCGAGCAAACAAGCUGAGGUUGAGAAGCAUAACAGGGAGUUCAGAAAGGGACAUGACAGAGGCGCACAGAAGGUCUGAGGAUUAGAUGGAUGAGAGCUUUGAUGUGCACUGAUAGGCCAUGUUGUGGCAGAUGAGAGGUUAAUGCUGUGUUAUAUUUGGCGAAGAUGUUUCUCUUUCAAGAUUCUGUAUAAAUACUGCUUUCAAGUCCAAUUGUCAAUCUUAUGUAGUUGCUACAUCAGACAGGAAUACCUUGUUAUAUUCGACAAUAUGGAUGUAAUUGAACUUGCUUGAAGCUUGUCCUGGCUACCUAAGCA